Malassezia japonica is the source of this 2058-nucleotide messenger RNA. RefSeq names its product dynamin GTPase (gene VPS1). Gene Ontology annotation, cellular component: cytoplasm; microtubule; membrane. The record is from RefSeq and is a predicted model, not a curated record. Gene Ontology annotation, molecular function: microtubule binding; GTP binding; GTPase activity. The transcript is spliced from 4 exons. NCBI's taxonomy places the organism in Eukaryota, Fungi, Basidiomycota, Malasseziomycetes, Malasseziales, Malasseziaceae. Bases 1 to 2058 code for a protein of 685 amino acids.
AUGGAUCAGUCUCUUAUCAAGCUCGUGAACAAGCUGCAAGAUGCGUUCAACAACGUCGGCAUCCAGAAUCCGAUUGAUCUGCCCCAGAUCACGGUGCUAGGAAGCCAAUCGUCGGGUAAGAGUAGUGUGCUCGAGAACAUUGUCGGCCGCGACUUUCUGCCCCGCGGUACGGGUAUUGUGACGCGCCGUCCGCUUGUGCUCCAGCUAAUUCACCGCAUGCCCGAGUCGGGCGAGGUGCGCCCCCGUGGCGAAGCCGGCACGAACCCCGAUGAGUGGGGCGAGUUCUUGCACCUCGGCGGUGAGAAGUUUUACGACUUUGACAAGAUUCGCGACGAGAUUGUGCGCGACACGGAGCUCAAGACCGGCAAGAACGCCGGUAUUAGUGCGCUUCCGAUCAACCUGCGUAUCUACAGUCCCCACGUCCUGACGCUCACCCUGGUCGACCUGCCCGGUCUGACCAAGAACCCUGUGGGUGACCAGCCGAAAGACAUUGAGCGCCAGAUCCGCGACAUGGUGCUCAAGUUCAUCUCGAAGCCCAACGCGGUGAUCCUGGCCGUGACUGCGGCGAACACCGACUUGGCGAACUCGGAUGGUCUGAAGCUUGCUGCCGAGGUCGACCCCGAUGGCACGCGCACGGUCGGUGUUUUGACCAAGGUCGACCUGAUGGACGCCGGCACGGAUGUGGUGGACAUUCUUGCUGGCCGUGUCAUUCCUCUGCGUCUGGGCUAUGUUCCUGUGGUGAACCGUGGCCAGCGCGACAUUGAUAACCGCAAGCGCGUCGCGGACGCGCUCGAGGCCGAGCGCAACUUCUUCGAGAGCCACCCCAGCUACCAGAGCAAGGCAUCGUACUGCGGCACGCCCUUCCUUGCGCGUAAGCUGAACACGCUGCUGAUGCACCACAUCCGCAGCACCCUGCCCGACAUUAAGGCCAAGAUCCAGACGCAGCUGUCCAAGUUCCAGAUGGAGCUGCAGGCGCUGGGCGGCACGAAUGGCGAGCAGAACAGUGCCGGUGCGGUGCUGUCGAUCAUCACCGACUUUUGCAACGAGUUCCGCACUGUGAUCGACGGUAACAGCAACGACCUGACGGUGAGCGAGCUGGCAGGCGGUGCGCGCAUCAGCUUUGUGUUCCACGAGCUCUUUAGCAACGGUGUCAAGGCUAUUGAUCCGUUUGACUCGGUGAAGGAUGCUGACAUCCGUACCAUUCUCUACAACUCGUCCGGCUCGUCCCCCGCGCUGUUUGUCGGAACGACGGCCUUUGAGGUGAUUGUCAAGCAGCAGAUCAAGCGCCUGGAGGACCCCAGCAUCAAGUGCUGCUCGCUGGUCUACGACGAGCUGGUGCGUAUCCUGUCGCAGCUGCUCGCCAAAAACGCUGCUUUCCGCCGAUUCCCUGCGCUGCGCGAGCGUUUCAAUUUGGUGGUGAUCCAGUUCUUUAAGCGGUGCAUGUCGCCCACCAACAAGCUCGUGUCGGACAUCAUUGCGGCCGAGUCGUGCUACCUGAACACAGGCCACCCCGACUUCCUCUCGGGGCACAAGGCGCUGGCGAUUGUGAGCGAGCGCCUGAACGCCACGCAGCCGAGCUCCACCCCCUCGACCGAGUACCGCAGCGGCCGCCCGAUUCCCCCGGGCAUGGCGAACAACAACAAGGAUUUGGACGUGGACCUGAAAGAAUCGGGCGGCUUUUUCGGCAGCUUCUUCCCCAACAAGAACAAGGCCGCGGCGAAAAAGGGCGCGAUGGAGGCGCCGCCUCCGAGUCUCAAGGCCUCGGGCACGCUCACGGACCGCGAGGCGAUGGAGACGGACGUGAUCAAGCUGCUGAUUACCUCCUACUUCAACAUUACUAAGCGGACGGUCAUUGACAUGAUCCCCAAGGCGAUCAUGCUCAACCUCGUGAACCACGCCAAGGAGGCGAUGCAGCGCGAGCUGCUCCAGGAGCUCUACCAGCCCGAAGUCCUCAAGGACCUCAUGAAGGAGUCUGACCACGUUGUCGCGCGCCGCCGCGAGUGCGUCAAGAUGAUCGCUGCGCUGGAGACCGCUUCGGAGAUUGUCGCGACCGUGUAG